ACUGCAGUACUUAUAGAGGCCACGGUCACUGCUCCAUCCCAGACACCUGGUCCCCAACAAUCAGAAUGUUACUCUGGAUCGUGCUCAGUGUAUUCUGCAUCGCUGCAGCCCAACAGCGCAGCUCUUCCUACUCUGGUGAAUAUGGUGGAGGUGGAGGAAAGCGUUUCUCACAGUCUGGGAACCAGCUGGAUGGACCAAUCACUGCCCUGAGGAUCCGUGGGAACCGUAACUACAUUACAGGGCUGCAGGUUCGUUAUGGCACAAGCUGGUCUCAGUACCAGGGUGGCUCUUCUGGAGACCAGGAGGAGAUAUUCCUGCACCCUGGAGAAUCUGUGAUCCAGGUCUCUGGGAAAUAUUCCUGGUACCUCCGCCGUCUGGUGUUUGUCACUAACAAGGGGCGUCAUUUCGCCUUCGGUAAAGAUUAUGGAACCAGCUUCAAUGCUGUGCCCCUGUACCCCAACACGGUGCUGCGCUUCUUAAGCGGUAGCUCUGGCUCAGUCAUCGAUGCCAUUGGCUUCCACUGGGAUUACUCCUCUAGUGGCUGUGUACAAUGCAACAAGUGAUCCUGAAGAUCAUCACACCAUCCCACGCAGAACAUCGCACCACCUCUCCAAAUCUCUCCUGCAGAACAUUUUCUAAUGCUGAUAACUUACACAGAGCAUUACAACCCCUGGAAUUCUAUCUUUCAAAAAAUUGUCUGCAGAGCGUCACUCCCUCACACACCCUUGUAAACAUUUCUGCUACCUCUUGAUCCACCCCAACAAAUUCUUAUCCACUGUUAAUGGGAUAUGAUUCAUGAUUCAGAUAGAGCAUGUAAUUUUAAGCAACUUUCUAAUUUAUCCUAUUUUCAAUUUUUCUUCGUUCUCUUGGCAUCUUUAUUUGGAAAGCUUAGGAGUUGGACCAUUUUUGGUUUAGCACUUGGGUAGAGCUUGCUGAUUGGUGGAAUGUAGCGCUACCCAGGUGCUGAACCAAAAACUGGCCAACUCCUAAGCUUACAUUCCUGCUUUUUCAAAUAAAGAUACCAAGAGAAUAAAGAAAAAUUAAUAACAGCAGUAAAUUAGAAAGUUGCUUAAAAUUGCAUGCUCUAUCUGAAUCAUGAAAGAAAAAAAAAAUGAAUAUCCCUUUAAGUUCAGGACAGUUUCCUAUAAAAUUGAACAAUUAUUUUGGUGUCUCUUCUGUACCCAUCUCCUCUGUGAAUUGUAACUGCCUCACCAGAGUUCUCAAAUUAAUAUCUAUUAUUCUUCAAAUAAAAUUGGAGCUUUAAA
Molecule: messenger RNA, 1265 nt
Organism: Bombina bombina (fire-bellied toad)
Lineage: Eukaryota; Metazoa; Chordata; Amphibia; Anura; Bombinatoridae
Gene: ZG16
Product: zymogen granule protein 16
Exons: 4
Coding region: 66-563 (165 amino acids)
Source: RefSeq, a predicted model, not a curated record